UGGGGGCGGGCAGGUCGGGGCCGCUGCGCGCCGGGAUUGGCCGUUUGAGGCUGCCCUCCGAGCGGAAGUGGAGCUGGGCGGAAGUGGCGCCAAGCGGAUGGAGGGAGUGUCGUGUAAACAGUGUCCUUCCGCGCGGCGGCCUCGGAGAGAGCUGCGGCCCGGGGAAGGGGGCGUGCCUGGGAACCGGGAGCUUCUCUCGUGCGGGGGAAAGGCGGCAGUGGGCUGGGAUCGCGGCGGCCCCGGGCGUGUUGUCCAAUGGCUGGACGGGCUCCCUCCCUGGGCGGAGGAAUCCCGGGCUGUGAGGCGGUUGGAAUCCGGGCCCAUGUGCUUCUUUGUUUACUAAGAGCGGAAGCGCUGGCGGGAGCGGGGUGGGGUGCGCGACCAGCCUAGUGGCGGAGGUCCUGGCGAGAUCAGGGGCUCAGGAGACUCAAAGAAAGUGGGGGAUCAUAGGGAUGGAAGGAAAGCUGACAACCUUGAGAUCGGAGUGUGGGGCGCCAGUGAGGAAGGGCGCUAGGGUUUUAGUUAAACUAAAGUAGGGACCGGAAUUCCCCUGGGAAGAAGGUGUUGGAUCGUCCUGUGAACUGCCACAGCCUCUUUAUUCUUCGCUGAUUAAAAAGAAACUUGUGAAAAAAAGUUAUGCCCACUUUGGGGAGAAUUCGAAAAGGUUAAGAAGUUCUUACAAGAGUUCUACCAGGAUGAUGAACUUGGGAAGAAGCAGUUCAAGUAUGGGAACCAAUUGGUUCGGCUGGCUCAUAGGGAACAGGUGGCUCUGUAUGUGGACCUGGAUGAUGUAGCUGAGGAUGACCCUGAGUUGGUGGACUCAAUUUGUGAGAAUGCCAGGCGCUACGCAAAGCUCUUUGCUGAUGUGGUACAAGAGCUGCUGCCUCAGUACAAGGAGAGGGAGGUGGUAAAUAAAGAUGUCUUGGAUGUUUAUAUUGAGCAUCGGCUUAUGAUGGAGCAGCGGACUCGGGACCCUGUGACGGCCCGAAGCCCCCAGAACCAGUAUCCCGCUGAACUCAUGCGCAGAUUUGAGCUGUAUUUUCAAGGCCCAAGCAGCAACAAGCCUCGUGUGAUCCGGGAUGUGCGGGCUGACUCUGUGGGGAAAUUGGUGACUGUGCGUGGAAUCGUCAUUCGUGUCUCUGAAGUCAAACCCAGGAUGGUGGUGGCCACUUACACUUGUGACCAGUGCGGGGCAGAGACCUACCAGCCGAUUCAGUCUCCCACUUUCAUGCCUCUGAUCAUGUGUCCAAGCCAGGAGUGCCAAACCAACCGCUCAGGAGGGCGGCUGUAUCUGCAGACACGGGGCUCCAAAUUCAUCAAAUUCCAGGAGAUGAAGAUGCAAGAACAUAGUGACCAAGUACCUGUGGGAAAUAUCCCUCGUAGUAUCACGGUGCUGGUAGAAGGAGAGAAUACAAGGAUUGCCCAGCCUGGAGACCACGUCAGUGUCACUGGUAUCUUCCUGCCCGUCCUGCGCACUGGGUUCCGACAGGUGGUACAGGGUUUACUCUCAGAAACCUACCUGGAAGCCCAUCGGAUUGUGAAGAUGAACAAGAGUGAGGACGAUGAGUCUGGGGCUGGAGAGCUCAGCAGGGAAGAGCUGAGGCAGAUUGCAGAGGAGGAUUUUUACGAAAAGCUGGCAGCUUCAAUUGCCCCAGAGAUAUAUGGGCAUGAAGAUGUGAAGAAGGCACUGCUGCUCCUGCUAGUGGGGGGUGUGGACCAGUCUCCUCGGGGCAUGAAAAUCAGGGGCAACAUCAACAUCUGUCUGAUGGGGGAUCCUGGUGUGGCCAAGUCUCAGCUCCUGUCAUACAUCGAUCGCCUGGCCCCCCGCAGCCAGUACACAACAGGCCGGGGCUCCUCGGGAGUGGGGCUUACAGCAGCUGUGCUGAGAGACUCCGUGAGUGGAGAACUGACUUUAGAGGGUGGGGCCCUGGUGCUGGCUGACCAGGGUGUGUGCUGCAUUGAUGAGUUUGACAAGAUGGCUGAGGCCGACCGCACAGCCAUCCACGAGGUCAUGGAGCAGCAGACCAUUUCUAUCGCCAAGGCUGGCAUCCUCACCACACUCAAUGCCCGCUGUUCUAUCCUGGCUGCUGCCAACCCUGCCUACGGGCGCUACAACCCUCGCCGCAGCCUGGAGCAGAACAUACAGCUGCCUGCUGCACUGCUUUCCCGGUUUGACCUCCUCUGGCUAAUUCAGGACCGGCCUGAUCGUGACAAUGACCUACGGUUGGCCCAGCACAUCACCUACGUGCACCAGCACAGCCGGCAGCCCCCCUCCCAGUUUGAACCUCUGGACAUGAAGCUCAUGAGGCGUUACAUAGCCAUGUGCCGAGAGAAACAGCCCACGGUGCCAGAGUCUCUGGCUGACUACAUCACGGCAGCAUACGUGGAGAUGAGGCGCGAGGCUUGGGCUAGUAAGGAUGCCACCUAUACUUCUGCUCGGACGCUGCUGGCAAUCCUGCGCCUUUCCACUGCUCUGGCACGUCUGCGAAUGGUGGACGUGGUGGAAAAGGAAGAUGUGAAUGAAGCCAUCAGGUUAAUGGAGAUGUCAAAGGACUCACUUCUAGGCGACAAGGGGCAGACAGCUAGGACUCAGAGACCAGCAGAUGUGAUAUUUGCCACUGUCCGGGAACUAGUCUCAGGGGGCCGAAGUGUCCGGUUCUCUGAGGCAGAGCAGCGCUGCAUAUCUCGUGGCUUCACGCCUGCUCAGUUCCAGGCAGCUCUGGAUGAGUAUGAGGAGCUCAAUGUCUGGCAGGUCAAUGCUUCCCGGACGCGGAUCACUUUUGUCUGAUUCCAGCCUGCUUGCGACCCUGGGUCCACUUGUUUCGUGUUGGCCUGCCCCUUGGGAAGGAAGAGCCUCUCUCUCAUGCUGCACUUACUCCUUUUGCCAAUAAAGUAUUUGUAGAUUGCAACCUUCUAA
This is a messenger RNA of Sapajus apella (tufted capuchin), 2917 nucleotides long. RefSeq names its product minichromosome maintenance complex component 7 (gene MCM7). Gene Ontology annotation, biological process: double-strand break repair via break-induced replication; DNA replication; DNA strand elongation involved in DNA replication. The record is from RefSeq and is a predicted model, not a curated record. The coding region runs from base 950 to 2788 and encodes 612 amino acids. NCBI's taxonomy places the organism in Eukaryota, Metazoa, Chordata, Mammalia, Primates, Cebidae. Gene Ontology annotation, cellular component: MCM complex; nucleus. Gene Ontology annotation, molecular function: single-stranded DNA helicase activity; ATP binding; ATP hydrolysis activity. The transcript is spliced from 15 exons.